Ceutorhynchus assimilis (cabbage seed weevil) is the source of this 3392-nucleotide messenger RNA. NCBI's taxonomy places the organism in Eukaryota, Metazoa, Arthropoda, Insecta, Coleoptera, Curculionidae. The record is from the annotation of a GenBank genome assembly.
AUGGGGGCAUGGCAUUGUAAACCAUGCUGCAAGAGAAAAAAGAAACGCUACACAGGAGGAUCGAUUUUGGACAGGGUUAUCAGCCAGAGCUCUAAUCAAGAUCAGUGUUUGCUCUAUCGCUUAGCCAAUUACAAAAAAGGAGGCGAACUAAUUGAUGCCUACAACGUAGGAGGACAAGCAGAAUGCGAAAAACUAAUGAGAGAACAAUUUGGUCAGUUAAUGUAUCAAGAUGGUAAAGGACAAAUUAUUAAUCGUGCUGAAUAUUUGAGGUGGAAGUAUAGAGAUCACGAACAAGUUAUUCUUCCAAUUGAAGCAUCUCUAAGCAGAUAUGACCCUUUAGGUAAAUGGGCAGACCAUGAAGCCUGCUGGCAAAUGCAAUACAGAGGUUCUUUAGGUGAAACCUUAUUGCACGUUUUAAUUAUUUGCGAUACCAAAAUACACACUAGACUAGCACGCACUUUAAUCAAGUGUUUUCCUAAAUUGGCCCUGGAUAUUGUUGAAGGCGAGGAAUAUUUAGGUGCCAGCGCACUUCAUUUAGCAAUUGCUUAUUUCAAUAACGAACUAGUUCAGGAUUUGGUUGAAGCAGGUGCUAAUGUCAACCAACGAGCAAUAGGCAGUUUCUUCUUACCUAGAGAUCAACAAAAAGCCAAUCCAGCAAAACAUACAGACUAUGAAGGCCUGGCUUAUCUAGGCGAAUUCCCAUUAGCAUGGGCCGCUUGUUGUGCCAACGAAAGCGUUUAUAAUUUACUGUUGGAUAACGAUGCCCAUCCUGAUCUACAAGACAGCUUCGGCAACAUGAUUUUGCAUAUGGUGGUGGUCUGUGAUAAGUUGGACAUGUUCGGGUACGCUUUGAGACAUCCCAAGUUGCCGGCUAGCAAUGGGAUUUUGAAUAAGUCUGGUCUGACACCAUUGACUUUGGCUUGUAAAUUAGGACGUGCUGAGGUGUUUAGAGAGAUGCUGGAGCUGUCUUGUAAAGAGUUUUGGAGGUACAGUAAUAUUACUUGUUCGGCUUACACGUUGAAUGCUUUGGAUACUCUGUUACCUGAUGGAAGGACAAAUUGGAAUUCGGCUCUUUUUAUUAUUUUGAAUGGUACUAAAGAGGAGCAUUUGGACAUGUUAGAUGGUGGAAUCAUCCAAAGAUUACUCGAAGAAAAAUGGAAAGCUUUCGCAAGAAAUCAAUUUUUAAAACGCCUCAUUAUUCUCAUAGUUCAUCUGGCGUUUAUGUCUUUAGCUGUAUAUUUCAGGCCAGGCGAUCCAGAUGAAUCCUUAUUAGGCUGGUCUGAUGAUCCAACUGUCAUAGCUAGAUAUGCAGCGGAAAUAGGUACCCUAUGCAACGUACUAAGCUAUCUUAUAAUUCAACAAGGCAAUGAAAUAAGGAAUCAAGGAUUUAUUUCGUUUCUCAAGACACAGACAAAUUCACCACCUAAAUUCAUUUUUCUCCUAUCAAACUUAAUGAUUCUGGCCUGUAUUCCUUGUAGAUUGUCUGGGGAUCGAAAUACAGAAGAAACUAUUCUUAUUUUUGCUGUACCAGGAUCAUGGUUUUUAUUGAUGUUUUUUGCAGGAGCUGUUCGUCUUACUGGCCCCUUUGUAACAAUGAUCUACAGCAUGAUUACUGGGGACAUGUUAACAUUUGGAAUAAUUUAUACAAUUUUCCUCUUUGGUUUUUCACAGUCGUUUUUCUUUUUGUACAAAGGCAAUCCUAGUGUCAAUGGAACUUUGUAUCACAGCUAUAGUUCUACUUGGAUGGCUCUUUUUCAAAUAACUAUGGGAAACUAUGAUUAUUCUGAAUUGCAACUGACCACUUAUCCGGGAGUUGCCAAAUCAGUUUUUGGAUUAUUCAUGGUUUUUGUGCCUAUUUUAUUGUUGAAUAUGUUAAUCGCUAUGAUGGGUAACACAUAUGCUCACGUAACCGAGCAAAGCGAAAAGGAAUGGGUGAAACAAUGGGCCAAAAUUGUUAUUUCUUUGGAGAGGGCUAUACCUCAAAAGGAAGCUCACAAUUAUUUACAGGAAUAUAGCAUAUCUUUGGGGCCCUCUGAUGACCCAGCUACAGAACAAAGAGGUGUAAUGGUUAUUAAAUCGAAAAAUAAAACCAGAGCCAAACAGAGAAAAGGAGCUGUAGCAAACUGGAAGAGGGUUGGUAAAGUAACUGUAAAAGCUCUAAAGAAAAAAGGAAUGACAGGAGAAGAAAUGCGCUGCUUAAUGUGGGGCAGAGAAUCCAUUAAUACACCGAUUAAAGUCAAAGGGCCAAAACCUGAUCCAUUAUCAAACCCUCAAGGGCCUGAUUUAGCUAACGGGUUUGGGGAUGCUCUUACAGCAGCCUUAGACGUAAUGGCCUUUACUCAUGACCUCGAAAUCAACGCUCAAGGUUUGAAUUUGACUCAUAAUGCUACAACUGUCAAAGCAGCUAAUCCUCCUCAAAAUCAAAAACCAUCAUCAACUAUAGACCUAAACAAAACUUGUAUCCGAUUUGGAUCGACAGAUGUUGCAAUGCUAGGCACUUUAACUCAAUUAACAAAUGUCCAAGACAUUGGACCUGUUAGAGAUCCUUUAAGAGAUCUCGUAUUAGAAUCUUUGCAACAGGAAAACAAUUCUGAAAGACUAAACACUUUGGCAUUUCAAGCAGCUAACUUGCCACAAACUGAGGAAAUUGUAUUGGGUUCUGAUUCUAAAGCGGUUCCUUCGGUGAAAAAUCUUGCAGGGAUUUUUACUGGUACUGAUAAUUUUGUGAAGAAAAUGGAAGAGAAGGUUAAGAAGAAGUAUUCAGUACUAGAAUGUAGUGAUAGUGAAGGUUUUGGAGAUGUUAUAUUAGGCAAAAUAUCGAGGAUAAAAAGAGCCAAAUCUGCUCAUUUGAGAAAUUCAGCCAACAAGAAAAAGGCUCUGGAUAAAAAGAAGCUGAUAGUGUCUAGUGAUUCUAGUUCAACUGAAAUUUGUCCCAUUGAAGAAACUACAAUUAUUGUACCAAAGAAUUUAGAUUACGCUGAAGAACGCAUGAAAAGUGUAAAAGAGGAACUGAAAAGUAAUCCUGACAGCAGACCGAUAAAUAUUGAUGUUGCUAUGAAGCAAGAGGAUCAGAAUUUAUCUAAGAUUUUGUCAGAAGAUGUUUUGAAAGGUUCAGGGAUAAAUCUGAAGGCCAAAAAAAAGAAGAAGCGUUCAAAAACUGCUAAAAGUAAUAGAGUUGCUCCAACAGUUUCUGAUACAAGACAUUGCAAAUCUGAGGCUUCAAUUGAACCAGAAAAUGAUGAGCCUUGUAGUUCCCCUGACCCUUUAGAACCGUGGAGUACAAAAAGUAUUACUAAUAUGAAUGCCAUUUUGGCUUGGGAGCAAGACAACAGUAUUUAAUUAGAACCAAGGGGUAAACCACCCCCCAAAUUUGUGAAAACAAUUCCUCCAAA